AUACCUUUUCCCUUACAUCAGCCUGUUGCAUAUUCAUAGCCCCUUAUGCAUAUCCAUAACCUAGUUUACAUUUUCCAGGAACCAUUUUACAUGGCCCCUCCUUGGGUCCCCCUUUUCAGAGCAUGCGUGUUUCCUGGCUGGAGUUUGGCUCCUUCUCUUUAUCACUUCCAGUUCGGGCCUUGGUCCACACUGCCUUCAGAUGGUGAGUGCUGAUCGUUGGCAGAUCUGUAGCAGGUGUCCUCAUCCUGUGUUCAUUGGAUGUUAUUCCAUCCAAGCAGGCAUUUUAACACAAGCAUACUUCUAUCAGCUAUUGCACUACUAUGUCUUAGCUUAAUUAAAAACAAAAUUUAAAACUAUGUCUUUAUAACAAAGUUACUUGAACAUCACACAUAUAAAAUCCACUUUGAUAUUUGCAAAAGCCAAUAUUAUAAUAUGUAGCUAUAACACUCCUCUCCUGCAAGGCAAGGCUGAGACAGCUUAGCUUCCUCAGCCUGGGCAAGAGACUUAGACUUGAUCCAACUGUGGCCUUCCAGGACCUGAGGGCAACCUACAAGAAAGCUGGACAGGGACUUUGUAGGAGGGCAGGCAAGGACAGGACAAGGGAGAAUGGAUCCAAAUGGAAAGAGAGUCGGUUUAGCUGAGGGAUUCAGAAAAAAGACUCUCCUGGAACAGGUUGCCCAGAGAAGGUGUGGCUGUCUCGUCCCUGACAGUGCUCAAGGCCAGGAUGCAUGGAGCUCUAGACAAGCCGGGCUAUUGCAAGGGGUGCCCAGCCACAGCAGGGGGGUUACAGCCGUGUGAUUUUUUCAGCAGCGCUUCUCUCGAUCGGUUUUCCACUCGACUUUCCACUCGGUUCCAGUCCCCUUCUCCCUCUCAUACUCACUCCACUCCAGUCCCGUCCCGUCCGUGUCCCGCCUCUCCGAGCCCGGCUGAUGCCGCGUCCCGCAAGGCGCCCCUCGGCGGGGCCGCCCCGUGCUCGCCCCUGCCCGUCCCGCCGCGGAGCCGCCUCCGCCGGGCUCUCUCCGUACUUGCUGUGGCGCCGCUGGAAGUGCCGCUCGCUCUGGUGCUGGCAGAGCAGCGCAAUCUUUUGGCUUCGCCUGGCGCGGACUCUGGCCCGGCCCCGGCCCCGAACGAAGCCCCUGCCGCGGUUCCGCCCGCAGCCGCCCCGCGCCCGCGCCGUCCCUGACAGCGUCGCCGGCGGCUUCCCCGCUCCGAGCUCCGCCGCUCGUCAGCUCGGCCGCCGGCCCCGAGCCGCCGCAGCCCGGGGCGGCUCGGCAAGCAGCAGCGCGCCGGGCGCUCGGGUUGCCGGGGCAGAAAAGCGGGAGCGCGGUGCCGCCCGCACGGGCGGAGAAGCCUCCCCUGGAGCAGCUCUACCGGGAGGGCCCGCUGCUGGGGAGCGGCGGCUGCGGCAGCGUUUACUCCGGGACCCGGCUCGCCGACGGCGCCCCGGUGGCCAUCAAGCGAGUGUGCCGCGAUCGCAUCCCGGAGUGGGCGCGGCUGGUAAGUGA
Molecule: messenger RNA, 1505 nt
Organism: Vidua chalybeata
Lineage: Eukaryota; Metazoa; Chordata; Aves; Passeriformes; Viduidae
Product: translation initiation factor IF-2-like
Exons: 2
Coding region: 930-1505 (191 amino acids)
Source: RefSeq, a predicted model, not a curated record